Messenger RNA from Argentina anserina (silverweed cinquefoil), 816 nucleotides. Its product is annotated as WUSCHEL-related homeobox 2. The record is from RefSeq and is a predicted model, not a curated record. The transcript has 2 exons. Gene Ontology annotation, biological process: plant organ development. Lineage: Eukaryota; Viridiplantae; Streptophyta; Magnoliopsida; Rosales; Rosaceae. Gene Ontology annotation, molecular function: DNA-binding transcription factor activity; DNA binding. The coding region runs from base 1 to 816 and encodes 271 amino acids.
AUGGAUGGGAAGAAUCAGCACCCAAAGAAAGGUGUAUUGGCACAGGGAGUGGGACUGGAGAACACAAAUAGGUGGAAUCCGACUAAGGAGCAAAUAACUAUGCUGGAAAAUCUGUAUGAGCAAGGGGUGAGGACUCCGAGUGCGGAGUUCAUACAGGCCGUGACGGCGAGGCUGAGAGCUUACGGGCAUAUUGAGGGUAAGAAUGUGUUUUAUUGGUUUCAGAAUCAUAAGGCGAGGCAGAGACAGAAAGAGAAGCAGGAGGCUAGCUUAGCUUAUUUCAACCGCUUUCUCCACACGGCGGCGGCCUCUCAAUACCCGUUAUUUACUCCUCAUCCCGAAUAUCCUUGCGCAAAUGUGGCCUGCAGCCCCUAUUAUGUGCCGCCAGUUCCAAGUGAAGUAGGGGUUUAUCCACAAUCUCAUCAAAAGGUGCCUCCACAAUCUGUUGGGGCCAAGAGAAGACCAAGAAUAGAGAAACUGGAUGUGCCAACAAGAACUUGCCUUAACGGUGGUGGAGGGUAUGAGCCAAUGCGCCAUGGAUAUGGCAGAGGGAACCGCUGCAGUACUGUUGAUGUCAAUGACGUAAACACUGACAUAAUACGCAACUCUGAUGAUCCAGAGACAUUGCUACUGUUUCCUUUGACACCCACAUGCCUCCUACAAGACAGAGAUGAAAGUCCUUCUAGUUCAUCUGCUAACUGUGCUCGAAGUUCGACUGCUUCCAUUAGCUCUUCUGGGAUCUUCGAGGGUCAUGGGUACCAGCCAGGUUUCUACGAUUUUUUCAGUGGAGGACAAGGCAGCUGUGACAGAUUGAACUGA